AUGCUGAAAAUCGGCACCAUAUUGGUGCUAUUUUGUCUUCUGCCCUCAAACGAGGGUUUCUAUGUGCCCGGAGUUGCUCCGGUUGAUUUUAAAGUUGGAGAUGUUAUUGAUGUUAAGGUAAGUCUACUAAACUUAUAAUAAUACUGUGAUUUUUACUCUUUAGGCUAUAAAAUUGACGAGUUCUAACAAUAUCAUGCCAUUCGAAUAUUAUUCCGUUCCAUUUUGUCGACCGAAAAAUGGCGAAAUUGUUUAUAAAUCGGAAAAUCUUGGAGAAGUUAUGCGAGGCGAUCGAAUUGUUAACACACCAUUUGUUGUAAGUAGACUUCAGAAGUGACUUAAAUGUGGAGCUUCCAGCCAUGUAAUUUGAGGCUCCCAGAGGCUCAGAUUCAGCCUGAGCCUGGACCCACAGCCUCUGGCGACCAAUAUUUCAUGUUUUCUAGUAGUUUUCAAUCCGCUGUUCACAAUCCCGCCAUAUAAAAUUGCAGAACUAUACUUCUAAUAUGAGUUAUGACGUGGCAGGACUUUAGGAGCUGGAAACUAGCUUCAAAAAUUAUUCUGAUGGCAUAGGGUUUCUCAGGAGGCUUGAUAACAGGUUCAGAAGGUUAAUUCAAAAGAUUUUUUUCAUGCUGAAUAUGGGUGUUCAGCGUUUUCAGCGUGAAAACCUGAUCUAGAUCAGAAACCAAGGAUCAAAUAACCAAAGCUCGAACCAAAAAAUUUUCUAGACCAAUUUUUCAAGCUGAAAAAGAAUGUUUUCGGCGUGAAAAACUGAUCUAAGUAGAACAAUUUUAGAGUUCACAAUCAGAAGGCUCGUUCAAAAAUCCGAAAAAUUUUUCAUUGGUUAUUUGAUCCUUGGUUUAAUGAGAAUUUCUGUUCUAAAUCAGGUUUUCACGCUGAAAACGCUGAACACCCAUUUUCAGCACGAAAAAAAGCUAGUUUUCCUCUCCUGAAGUCCCGCCACGUCAUAACUCAUGUUGAGUUCUAUCAGUGGGUCGAAAAUUACUAGAAAACAUUUAGAAUCAGUCUAAAAUCACGUUUUUUUCCAGUUCAAUAUGAUGAAAAAUACGGAAUGUUUAUCAGUUUGUUCAAAUAUAGUCUCAAAACAAGACGUCAGUUUAUUGAAGGAGCGAAUUCAACAAGAAUAUUCGGCACAUUUGUAAGUCACUCUCUUUUUUAUCAAAAAAAUGUUUUCAAAACGAAUCGAUUCCAGAAUCGUUGACAAUCUGCCAGUUGCCACAGUCAUCGCUGGAACCAAAAACUUGGACGUCUAUUACGAUUUGGGUUAUCGAUUGGGUUGGAAAAACGACGCGGGAAAAGUAUUUCUGAAUAAUCAUCUGGAUUUUACCAUCAAAUAUCAUCAACAUUCCGAAGGUCUUUAUCGAGUGGUUGGAUUUGAAGUGAAACCGAAAUCAUAUGCGAAUGUUCAGGCGGCUCAAGGAGAUGUGAGCUUUAUUUUGUGAUAAAAAAAUUUCAAAAUUCUUUUUUUAGACGUGCACACUUCCUUCGGAUAAUGCUCAUUUCGAAUUGACUGAUGGCGAACAAAAGAUUCCAUUUUCUUAUUCGAUCAAAUUUGAAGAAUCCGAGGUUUGCUUUUUAUCUGAUCUGAUUUUAUCUAAAUACAAAUUUUGCUUUCCCUUUCCUUUUCCGUCACAAGUUCCAAAAAAUCAUUUUUCCCAGGUUCCUUGGGCGAGUAGAUGGGAUGUAUAUUUAUCAACCAAAGGAAGUGAAAUCCACUGGUUCAGUAUUCUCAACUCCCUCGUCGUUGUCUUCUCCCUCUCUGGUUUCCUAAGUGUCACAAUUGUUCGAACUGUUCGACGUGACAUUGCUCAUUACAAUCGAGACGACGAAGAGGAUGAUACAUUAGAAGAGACUGGUUGGAAAUUGGUGCACGGUGAUGUGUUUCGACCACCACCACAUCAAAUGAUUCUUGUGAAUAUGGUUGGAACUGGUAUUCAAUUGUUGGGAAUGUGCGGAAUUGUUGUUGGUAAGGGUUUUUUGAGAAAUAUUUUUAUGGGGAGGGCGAAAAGUUUUUUGAAAAAUUUUGAUCCCUGAUGAAUGUUGCAAAAAAGUUCGGUCAAUAAUUCAAUAACACAUUUCCUAUAUGCAAAUUUUUCUGUUUCUGUGAUUUUAAUUCCGAAUUUUCAGAUUUUCCAUUCGAUGCUGAAAAUCACAUUAUCUUUCUUUCCUAGCAAAUUUUUUUUUUCAAAAUCAGUAAUAUGAAAAAACCAUUGAUCCUUAAUUUCAGGCCACAUUUUUUCCAGACUUCUAAAGCUGAAGAGUUUCAGAUUUUCUGGAAUUUGAAAAAUAUCACAAAUGAACCACAGCUGUUCAAACAAUUUGUACAGUCUGAAAAUUGGUUUCUUGGAUUUUUUUUGGAAAAAAUUCAUACCUCGAUCUCAUAGAAUAAUACAAUUUUGAAUAAUCUAAAUUUCAGAUUUUGUCAAAGUUCAAAAAUGUGGCAGCCAUAAAAAACCAUUGAACGAAUGAAAAACAACACUUCGUGAGUCGCGUGCGGCUGUGCGUCACGGUUUGUUUCCCGACCGCGACGCACAGCCGCACGCGACUCACGAAGUAAGGUUUUUCAUUCGUUCAAUUCUGUUCUAGUUUCUAUUUUUUCCGAUAGCCACAUUUUUCAACAUCUGAAAAACUGAAAUUUAGAUUUUCCAAAAUUGAAUUCUUUGAGAUCGAGAUGUGAUUUUUUUCCAAAAAAAAUCCCAAAAAUCAAUUUUCACACUGUAUAAAUUGUUUAGUCUCCACAUUUUUCAACUUCGAAUAAAUCAAUAUCAUUUUUCAGUAUGCGCAAUGCUUGGCAUGCUCUCACCAGCAUCUCGUGGCUCCCUAAUGUCCGCCUCCGUUUUCCUCUUCUGCUUCAUGGGUCUCAUUUCGGGCUUCCACGCCGGCCGACUCUACAAAACAAUGAAGGGCCGAAAUCCAAUCCGUUGUGCCAUUCAAACCGCCACACUCUUCCCCAGUUUGAUUCUUGGCGCCGGAUUCUUCUUGAACUUUUUCCUCAUUGGCAAACAUUCAUCAGGAGCUGUAAGAGUUUUUUUCCCCAAAACAUCUCUCAUAAAAAAAAAACAAAUAUUUAGGUCCCAUUCGGCACUAUGAUUGCCCUGUUGUUUAUGUGGUUCUGCAUUGAUAUGCCAUUGAUUUUCCUCGGAUUCUACUUUGGUUAUCGCAAACAACCAUACACGCAUCCGGUUCGAACCAAUCAAAUUCCACGUCAAGUACCCGAUCAACCAUGGUUCCUUCGAUUGAUUCCAUCUUCAUUGCUCGCUGGAAUUUUGCCAUUUGGUGCAAUGUUCAUCGAACUUUUCUUCAUUUUUAAUGUGAGAGUUUCAAGAUUUUUUUUUUGAAAAAUCAACAAGAUUUCAGGCAAUUUGGGAAAAUCAAUUCUACUAUCUGUUCGGUUUCCUGUUCAUCGUCAGUAUUAUUUUGGCUGUUUCAACUGCUCAAAUUUCGGUUGUUGCCACGUAUUUCUCGCUUUGCGCAGAGGUAAGAUUUUGGAUAUAUUUUUUCUUCGGGGGAACUUACGCUUGAAUUCCAGCACUAAUUUGGUCGUGAAAUCUUUACAUCUGAAAUUUUUAGUUCAGAAAAAUUUAGAAUCAUUUCUAAAACUGGAAAAAUCCUCUGAAAGUCUUAAGAAGUGUUCAGAUGUCUCCAGAAUUCUUCAGAAGUCUUCAUAAAUCUUUAGAAGUCUCCAAGAGCUUUCAGAUGUCUUCAGAAAUCUUUAGAAAUUUUCAGAAGUUUCCAGAAGCCUUCAGAAAUCUUCAGAUAUUUUCCAAAACAUUUAGAAGCCUUCAGAAGUUUUCAGAAGCCUUUGAAAAUCUUCAGAAGCUUUUAAAAAUUUUCAGAAUUCUUCAGAAGGCUUUAGAAACUUUCAGAAAUCUUCAGAAGUUUUCUAAAAACUUAGAAAUUUCUGAAGAUUUGUGAGGGCUUCUAAAUAUUUCGGAAGACAUCUGAAGACUUUUGAACAUUUCUGAAGAUUUCCGAAGUCUUCUCAAAACUUCUGAAGAUUUUUAGAGGAUUUUUUCAGUUUUGGAAAUACUUCUAAAUUUUUCUGAACCGAAAAAUUCCAGACGAAAAUAGGUUUUCGGCAAAAUUAGUGCUGGAAUUCAAAAUUUUCAGACCUUCAAACCUUCAUUUUUUUCCAGAAUUAUCGUUGGUGGUGGAGAUCAUUUGUCAUCAGCGGCGGAUCAAGUUUCUACGUCAUGGCCUAUGCGAUUUUCUACUACAACACAACUUUGACUAUUGAUGGAUUCGUGCCAACUGUUCUCUAUUUUGGAUAUUCGUAAGUUCAAGGCGCAUGCUAAAGUACGGUAGAACCUGCACAUCUAACUCGAUUUGUGAGAAAAAUUGGAACAAGUUAGAUACGCAGGUGAUACUGUGUGUUCCUUUAGUUUAGAAAUCCUGUGUUUUGGACAGAAAAUUAUCCAAUUUUGCAGAUUCCUUAUCGCGUUGACAUUCUUCUUUAUGACUGGAACUGUUGGAUUCUAUGCCUCGCACUUUUUCUUGACCAAAAUCUACGCGGCCGUCAAAAUCGAUUAA
This is a messenger RNA of Caenorhabditis angaria, 4545 nucleotides long. The record is from the annotation of a GenBank genome assembly. NCBI's taxonomy places the organism in Eukaryota, Metazoa, Nematoda, Chromadorea, Rhabditida, Rhabditidae.